UAUCAUGACCAAAACAUUGCUUUGUGCUUUACAGUACACUGAAAAAUUAUGAAAAAUUAAAUGAAAACAUAUAAUCUUUUUCAUUAUUAUAUCAAUAAAAAAGAGAGUUCAAAAGUUGCUAGGGAGUGUGGGGUCCACGGAUGGUAUGGGACUUACACGUAGCAAACAAACAACAAACGAGAUACCUAAAGGUUAAAAACCUGAAGGUAAAAGAGUCAUCUGAACUAUUACAAAAGUAUAGGCGAAAAUGCGUUUUAUAAAAUGGAACUUAUUGUUCAUAUUUGCAGCAGUUUUCUUCACGUUGUUAAAUAUCUUCAUCCGUUACGAUUCCUCUAACUAUGACUUUACGGUUAUUCGUCAAGAAGCGGAAGGUUUGCCAUUUUCAAGAGAUCGCUUGAAAAAAAAAGAAAAUAGUACAGGUGCCAGUUUCACGCAGUUAUCAGAACACGACAGUCGAAAAGAAUCCCGAGAAAGAUUGGGCUCUAGAGUGAGUUUUGAGCAAAUGAAAGAAAGAGUAGAACGGCUUGAAAAUACUCUCCAGGAGCUGAAGCAAAGACAGAGCCGAGUUGAAACGAAUAUAAAAGACGUCUAUGCAUUGUCCUCAGAUGUCGAGCUAAAGCGUGUGAAAACCCAAGUGGAGAAGCGCACAGAAGCAAAGUCGGACAUUUCAAAAGAUGAUCAGACACGCGAAAAUGACGACGACAAAACCGCGAUACAAGCACAUCAGUAUAACAAAGAUGAGAAGGUCAUUAAGACUUCUCGUGAUGAGCGUCGUACGUGUUCUGUUACAAAAGAUGACCGCUUCCCAAGGUGCAGAUGGAUGUAUGAGAAUUUGCAGUCAGACCGUUAUGACGCACGUUGCCAUGGAGACAAGUUUGCAGUAAACAAAAGCGACCCAUGCUCUAUUCUCAAAUAUCUCAGUGAGGUGGAGCCGUGGUGUCCUCCCAUCCAUACGAAGACGAACACUGCACCGACGCAGAGCAAACCAAUGGCCGAGGCAAGAACAGACAUUGAAGGCUUGAUGAAAUUGCUCCGCAUCAAAGAGUGGGCAUGGAUUCGAAUGAGGGCAAAGUCAUUCUGGAACGAGUGGGUUGAAUCUUACCGGAACCUGGAAACGAAACAAAACAUGCGGGGACGACAACGAAAACGGAUCUUUCUCUUCAUGGGUGCCUUCAUCGCAAACAAGUUUUUCUUUGAAGACGCGUUUAAAGGCGGACCCCUUGGAGAGCUGGUACAAUGGACUGACGUUAUUUGCUCGCUUUACAUUCUUGGCCACGAUCUCGUGAUAAGCUCGUCACUAGAGGAACUCAGACAGGGAAAAUUUCUUACGCUCCACGACUACGGAUGCGCCGUGAAGGACGUGAAAGGACGUGAUUUUGAUUUCAUCAUCAGUGAUGUCACAGGUUCCUAUAUCCUAGAGAUGGAGCUUGGUCCUACGUAUUGGCAUUACACUUGUAAGCAGCUCUUGCUGGACAGCUUUGGUACUGACCCCGAGUUUAACUAUGACCUUUAUAAGGAGGCCAUUCCAGGUGGCCGGUCAGGCUGGGCAAACAGAAAUGUGCAUCAACAGCAACUGAUGACAAUGUACCCACACAGUCCAGAUAAUUUGUUCAUGGGAUUUGCCGUACCGCAGUCUGCAAGGAAGGAAAGACCCACCAAGAAAAAGGCCCAGGCCUUGGUGUAUGGAAAGCAAUCAGUUUACUAUCGGGACAAGCGUCAAUACCUGGAUACACUUCACAAGCAUUUUGAGAUUCAUGCUAACAUCGCCGGAACGGAGGAAGAUUUGAGAAGGAAUGAAGUGCCUGAUUACAUAAUCAACCAUGGUAUAGUUAAUGGGAGCACACUCGUCAAAAUUAUUCAGGAGUCAAAGGUGUUUAUUGGUCUUGGCUUCCCGUUCGAAGGUCCCGCUCCCCUUGAUGCAAUAGCAAAUGGUUGUUUCUACAUCAAUCCAAAGUUGAUUCCGUAUCAGAGUCGGGAGAACGCUGCUUUCUUCAGAGACAAGCCAACUUUUCGAAAGCUGACAUCGCAGAACCCGUAUGCCGAAGAGUUCAUUGGACGACCAUUCGUAUACACUAUUGACAUGAACAACGAGACGGAGGUAGAAAAAACGAUUCAAGAGAUUCUUGCUACCAAGGAGAUUCCUCACCUUCCGUACGAGUUCUCUCUCGAAGGCAUGCUUCAGCGAAUCAACUACUUCAUGAAAAAUUUGGAUUUCUGUAAUAUAGGCAAAGAGUGGAUGCCUUUGAGUGAGAUGCUGACAGUGAAAGGCAGAGAAGGCCAAUCUUGUAAAGAUGCAUGCUUUCAAAAAGGUCUUCUGUGUGAACCAUCUUUUUUUCCUCAGCUCAACUCAGUCAAACAGCUGAAAAGAAAUGGAAUGAGAUGCAAAUCGUACAAGUCAUUGGAGACCCUUUAUGCACCAGCAAGCAACAGCACGGAUGGCAGCUGCUUACUCCAAGAGCAGACUCUUCUUUUCAGUUGUGUCGCACGUGAUAGUCAUGUGACCAGGUUAUGUCCCUGUAGAACUUACCAGAAGGAGCAAGUGGCACUUUGUAAGAACUGUCAAUAAGCGGAAGCACAAAGUACACGCUUUUUCGUAACGAUAACGACCAGGGGCUCGGAAGCCCGCUAUUCUGCGAGGUCAUCGGCUGAUGCUCGUUUUCGCGAGUUGUGUGUGUGGUUUUCUAUUCCAUUCGCCGUGCAUCCGCUCUCUAUUCCCUGAUAAGUAUGGGGGAGAGACGGGUAAAACCUUUAGCGUUAUGAUGUGGACAAGGGAUCUAUCGAUAAAUGGCAGAAUAUGGCACGCGCACCAGAACUCCAGAAUCUAUGAGGAAACGUUUCUGGCAGCGGUACUUCGUUAUCCGUGGAACACAGUGGAAACGAGCGUCAAGUUAAAAAAAAUAGAGAGAGAGGGAAGGGGACGAGACAGCCUGGGAAAAAGUGUCGCAAAAAAGAUAAGCGGUGCUCUUGCCACACGCUAUUCGCAACUGCUCUUGUAGAAUAACUCCUAAUAAUUUUAUACUACUAUGUUGUUUGAUACAUUAACCUUUGAUAUCUUUGAUACCUAAAGGAAAUCACUAAUAUUAAUAUUAGUUUAUAAUAAAACUAUCGAAAUUAUUGAUCCAAUA
Molecule: messenger RNA, 3125 nt
Organism: Nematostella vectensis (starlet sea anemone)
Lineage: Eukaryota; Metazoa; Cnidaria; Anthozoa; Actiniaria; Edwardsiidae
Product: alpha-1,6-mannosylglycoprotein 6-beta-N-acetylglucosaminyltransferase A
Exons: 19
Coding region: 248-2566 (772 amino acids)
Biological process (GO): protein N-linked glycosylation
Cellular component (GO): Golgi apparatus
Molecular function (GO): alpha-1,6-mannosylglycoprotein 6-beta-N-acetylglucosaminyltransferase activity
Source: RefSeq, a predicted model, not a curated record